CCGGCCGGCAGAGCGCGCUGCGGAGCGGGCCGGGCCGAGCGGCUGCGGAGGCGGACGGCGCGCGGGACCGAGGGCCGCCGGGGACGUGGCAGCCGCCCUGCCCGCCAGAAAGUUUCCCGGAGUCGGCCGCGCGCGGGAGCGGGCCGGGCGCGCCGCGCCAUGAACGUGUUCCGCAUCCUCGGCGACCUGAGCCACCUCCUGGCCAUGAUCCUGCUGCUGGGGAAGAUCUGGAGGUCCAAGUGCUGCGCGGGCAUCUCUGGGAAGAGCCAGAUCCUUUUCGCUCUCGUCUUCACUACCAGGUACCUGGACCUGUUCACCAACUUCAUCUCCAUCUACAACACAGUCAUGAAGCUGGUGUUCCUCCUCUGCGCCUAUGUCACGGUGUACAUGAUCUAUGGGAAAUUUCGGAAAACGUUUGACAGCGAGAAUGACACGUUCCGCCUGGAGUUCCUUCUGGUCCCAGUCAUUGGCCUCUCCUUCCUUGAGAACUACAGUUUCACUCCCCUGGAGGUCCUCUGGACUUUCUCCAUCUACCUGGAAUCGGUGGCCAUCCUGCCCCAGCUCUUCAUGAUCAGCAAGACCGGAGAGGCCGAGACCAUCACUACCCACUACCUGUUCUUUCUGGGCCUGUACCGGGCCCUCUACCUGGCUAACUGGAUCAGGCGGUACCAGACUGAGGGCUUCUAUGACCAAAUUGCAGUGGUGUCUGGAGUGGUACAAACCAUCUUCUACUGUGACUUCUUCUACUUGUAUGUGACCAAAGGUAGGUGCUGGGAGAACACAGCAGUGUUGCUGGCACCUGCCAUUCAGUUCCUUAAAGGAAAGAAGUUAAGUCUUCCAAUGCCAAUUUGAGGGCCCUCAAAGAACAAGGAUAUGAAGCCAACUAUUUGAGAUGUUCUAUCAAGCAACUUAAUACAGGACUCAGACCAAAUGUUAAAAUUAAAGCCAGAAAACUGUUCAGUGUGCAUGGAUUUCAGCAAAGCACUGAUCAUUCUAUCUAGAAGACCUCAUCAAUAAUACCUCUCUUACAGAGGUAACACUUGGGCCAAUUACAUAAAAAUGGUGACAUUUGACAUUCUAAUGUCAACAGGAACAUCAAACCUUAGUUGGCUAACUCACACAUGGGUCAAAUAAACUACGGCCUCUAAGGCCCUCGUGUGAAGCAAAGAUGUCCCUCUGAGUACAAAGCACCAAAUUUACAAGCUCUGGCAAGACUUAGUUUCAUGCUCACCUUUAAAAUCAACUCAGGUCUUACUGUGGCUCAUGGUAGUUCCACACUCAGCAUACUUUAACCCAGUUACAAUCUUAGGUCAGUACUGUUAGCAUGACGACCAUUUACUGAUGAGGAAACAUACCCAAGCCCCUUUACCCUACUAGGUCUUGUUUUUUGCUUUGUGACUCAAAUUUGCAUUAACACCAAUCAAUCCCACCUCCCUUUCACAUUUUUAGGUGCUAAUAACUAAGGCAAUUUCCAUCCCAACCCGUCUUGAAGCAAAUAAAAAAAUGUAAGAGGACCACCAUUGGCUAUAGUCACAAUUUUUAAGUAAUAAAAAGCUCACACUUUA
Molecule: messenger RNA, 1565 nt
Organism: Myotis myotis
Lineage: Eukaryota; Metazoa; Chordata; Mammalia; Chiroptera; Vespertilionidae
Gene: KDELR3
Product: KDEL endoplasmic reticulum protein retention receptor 3
Exons: 5
Coding region: 160-852 (230 amino acids)
Biological process (GO): protein retention in ER lumen; endoplasmic reticulum to Golgi vesicle-mediated transport
Cellular component (GO): endoplasmic reticulum; cis-Golgi network; membrane
Molecular function (GO): ER lumen protein retrieval receptor activity
Source: RefSeq, a predicted model, not a curated record